This is a messenger RNA of Heteronotia binoei (common prickly gecko), 7187 nucleotides long. RefSeq names its product thyroid adenoma-associated protein homolog. The coding region runs from base 89 to 5740 and encodes 1883 amino acids. Gene Ontology annotation, cellular component: cytosol. Lineage: Eukaryota; Metazoa; Chordata; Lepidosauria; Squamata; Gekkonidae. Gene Ontology annotation, biological process: tRNA methylation. The transcript is spliced from 31 exons. The record is from RefSeq and is a predicted model, not a curated record.
AUGGCAGCAGGAGGGUUCUGAGCCCUGAAGGUUGCCAAUGUGCUCCGGGUUCUAGUUUGCCCUGGAAUUUACGGUGCUCUUGUGAGCCAUGGGCGCUGAGGAGGAGGUUCUGCAAUGUUUUGCAUUCUAUACAGCAAUGAGGCAAAGAGAAUCACUGGGGGAGGUCUCUCAAGGUUUGCUCCUUGUUUUGGAGAAACUCAAGCAAUUUGCAAGGGAUUCAGUGAAGAGGUGUAAAGAUAAAAACCUGGAGGAGGCAUAUCGACUCUUGUCAGCAGUGAGCAAAGGAUUAUGGGUCCUGGACCGCAGUCACGUUCACCCUCUGGUGCACUGUGUGCUUGCUUUGCAGAUGGAGACAACAAGCAGUUCCAGCUCUUUCCUUCGCCUUGAGAAGCUGGUUGUGAAAUUAUCUGAACGUGACGAGCAGCUGGUCUUUGAAGAGCUAAACCAGUUUAUGGGCAGCCUUGUUGAGCACCAAGAGGCACUGUCUCCUGGCAGUCUUCAGACAGUGUGUAUGUUUGUAGAGGAGAGCAUGCUGGGACGCUCUUAUUGGCAGAACAACCUGCUACUGCUGCUGAAAUGCAUUGUUCACACAUUUGAUGCAAUGGCCUGGGAUCAGAUCUCCAGGAACGAAGAAUGGUGCUACAUCACAGUGAAGACUUGCUUGCAGGUUUUCAAGUUGAUGCCAAAAAAAGUUUCACCUCUUGUGUGGGAUGAAACGGGGGAGAGCAAACCUCUGCAAAGCAUUCUGGAAUAUUUGGUGCACAUCAUCAUGGGAAAGACAGCCUGCAAGGACACCCGUAUGCUGGCUGGGACGGCUGUGAGCAUGCUGGUCAACACAGCACCUGAGCCCCAAAGAGGAGCAGCAGCAGUGCUGGGACUCUACCACCUGCCAAAUGCAGCCAAAGGCCAUUUUGGGACACUCAGUUUGCCUUCAUGCACUUGGAAUCCUGAUGGGCUGGAGCGGCUGGUGCUGUUACGGGGCUUAUUGGCCUGCUGCAGGAAGAAGAUCCUGAGCUGUUCCUUGGAUAGGACUCAGCCACAGACUUGUCUGUUGCUGGAUGUGCUGUUUCCAGCUAUUUUAAUCCUGAUGGAAGAGCAGAAAGACUGUCUUUACUACUGUUUCCAAGUCUUUUCCCUGUGGCUUCAGCGUGUCCGAGAGAGUCUGGAUGAAAUUUGGAAAGUGAAGGAGAAUCGUGUGUUGGCAGAGAACUCCAGGCUGCUCCAGGAACUGACUCAGUUCCUCUGGAACAAUGCCGAGAGCCCGGUGGAGGGAGUGUCAGAUUUCGUACACACCUCCUUUCAACAUCUUCUGGAGAUCUACAAUCUAGAGUGUGACCAUUUUGAGGACACAGAGAGACCCCUCUAUGGACAGUUUCUCCAGAAAAUCAUCCUCAUGCCCUGGCAGGCCAGAGCCCAAUAUCUUCCUCUUUGUGCAAUUCUCCCUUACCUAGGUCCUGAAACAGUUCUGAAUACCUACAAGGAUCUGCCCCAGCACCUCCUGAACUGUCUUUCGACCAAUCAUCUGUGUCCCACUGCCUCAGAUUUGUAUAAAACCAUCCUGCAGCAGCAGCGCAAAGUCUGGACGGAGGAGCAGGAAGACAUCUCGGAGGAGGAGCUCGCUCACAAGUGGGCCCUUCACUGGCUGCCGACCCUCUCCAAGGCCAUGACCUCUUCCAGCUCCAUCCUUCUGAGUAAUGCCUCCAAUUACCUCCUUGUGUGGACCUUACGGCUCUUCCCUGCCUCUUAUGCCUUGCUGGCUGAAGGCUUUAAAGGUGGAGAUUCAGCCCAGCUUCAGGCCUGGGUCACCUUGUUGAAUGUGCAAAAGACUGUCACAGGGGUCUUGCCUGCAGGCCAGGAGACCUUGGAGAGACUCUCCUCCUGCCUCUUCACAAAAGAGGACAACGUUCGCCUGGCAGCUUUGAGCCUUCUGUGUGCCAGUCCCAGAACCAAUCAAGCCUUGUCCGAGACGGAGAUCCGGCUACUGAAGGAAUUCUUGCCCCUCAACUUGAAUUGUAACUCCUCCUCUUUCCGCCAGUUCCUUCAGGCCACAGUUAAAAAGGCUCUGGUGAGGCUGAGGGACAGCUCGUUAGCUGCACUCCGGAGGCACAUGAAAAACAAGGAGUGCUCAGCUGAAGAGGAUCCCCAGAGGCCCCUGGUUCAAGCAGUGGAUUUUGUGGAGUGGCUGCUGCAGCUUUGUGCUUCCUCUCUGACAUCGGGGUCCAACUACCAGAGGCGGAAAUCAGCCCUCCUCCUCCUGGCUGCCAUCCUGGAAACCUGCACGGACAGCUGGAGCCCUGAACGGAAGAAGGGGCAGCCUCCUCGUAACAUGGCUGCACUGCUGAGCUGGACCAGGAGCAAAGGCUGCUGGGAUUUUUUCUCCAGAAGCAAUAUGCUGGUGCUGCUUAGCUGCUUGCAGGACAGCACAAAUGAGAUCCGUGAACUGGCAUCCGAGCUCCUCGUGAAUUACUUCCCAGCAGCCUUCCCAGAGUCUAUUGUCGUGGCUGCUUUUGAGCGGGCGAAGGAAGCCUUGAGCAGCCCCAGAGUCCCGGAGGCUGAAGCUGGAGCCAUGCUGAUGAAAACCAUCCUUCAGAAAUCAGACAGCUGUACCUUGAGACGCAUUUUGGCAAAGGCUGAGCAAGAAUGGACUGGAGAAUGUCGAUGCCUGAGCUUCGCCGAGUAUCUCCUUGGUGUGUUGCAUAACCAUCUUUCCAGCGCUCGCUGUGACUUGUUACAAGCAGCUCAUUCAGCACCAAUACAUGGAGUAGUUUUGGCUCUCAGGCAAUGUCUGCUGGAGGUACCGGAGGUGGCCGCCUCAAUGUCAAAAGCGCUGCUUGUACAACACUGGCAGGUUUUUCUUAACCACUUGGUGGAGAGCCUGAGAGAUGCUGUCCACUUGCUUCUGGGGACGCUGCAGGGCAGACAGACAUCCAGCUGUGGCCAGGAAGCUGCUGCGCCUUCAUUUGCUGACAUGGGGAAUGCGAUCGGCUCUCUCAUCCGGCUCGGGAAGGGCCCGGCUCAGAAAGAUGAGGAUUCCAUCCUGCUGUCAGAGGACCACAGUCUCAUCCUGACCUGCUGCUGGGUCUCCGUGAAAGAAAUUGGAUUGCUCUUGGGAGGCCUGGCAGAGAAAAUUUUGCCUCUUGCACCACCUGUGGGAUCAGGACCUCUCCUGCCACUUCCAGCGGUAAAGAUGGCCUCUGAGGUGUUCCAGGAGAUCUUACUGAAGUGCCGACACUGGGGAGCUGUGGAGGGCUGCAGUCUGGGAUUCACCAAGUUCUGUGCCACGUUGCUGAGCCACCCUGACCCAGAGCUUCAAGAUGUGCCAAAGGCAAUACUGACACAGGGCUUGGUGUUGCUCAGCAGUCCCAGGAGCAGUUCUGUGACUCGCCGGGCAGCUGGUUUCCCCAUGCUCUUCUUAUGCAUUCUGGUUGGGGAAGACUCUGCCAAGUCCCGCCCUCUGCUGGCACACUGCUGUCAGACUUUGCUAACCUUAGCUGACACACCUCUUUCCCAAGACUGGAACCAGACCCUGGACUUGCCUCAGGUUUCAGCAGUACAUGUGCUGCAAACCCUGGUCCGUGGUUCUGGUCUUGGAACAGCCUUACGUCAGUACAUUACACCCAUGGUGAUUCUGGUCCUCAAAGCACUUGACUCGCCUAGCUGGGGGAUGAGAAACGCUGCCAUCCAGCUUUUUGGUGCUUUAACAGUUCGCCUGCUGGGCCAAAAGCAGAGUCGGGACAACAGCCAUGGCCACAAUGGGGUGAGCCCUGAGGCGAUUUUCAGCCACUACCCUCAGCUGAAGUCUGUCCUGCUUGAAGAGCUCUCCUUGGCUGCGGUGGCAUCAGGAGAACCCCAGGGAGGGAAGUUUCACCUCUACCCCUCCCUUUACGCCGUCCUCACCUUUCUGGCCAAACUCCAGCCUAGUACAGAUGGUCCCAACGGCAGUUCCAGUUGCUUCCUGGAGCCCUUGAUUCAGCUUGCAGGAAAUCCCAUUUAUGCUGCACGGGCGAUGGCAGCCCAAGCCCUGGUGCCUCUUGCACCUGCAGCGGAAUACGGGACCCUCCUCUUGCGACUGGCCCUGGAUUUGCCACAGCCCAGUGAUGCGUUCUCCCAGAAUGCAUUGCAUGGACGCCUGCUGCAGAUUGAAGCUGUGCUGGCACAGGCAUUGCAGGUCAAUUGCCUGUCUCCCAACAUGCUGCUCUCCAUCACUUGCCGGUUGGAAGAUCAUAUCUGGUUGGUCACUUCUGUGCAGCAGUGUCCCCUGAUCCGGUUGGCCUACCUCCAGAUUGUCUCUCUUCUGGUUGGAGCCAGUCCCUCUCACUUUGCACAGAGAGUUUGGGAAGCUGUGAGGGGUGAACUGGAUCCCUCUAAGCCAGCAGGGAAGGCUGGCUCAUCUCAUAUUCAGGUCGGCGCAGUUACAUUCCGCCAGUUUGCUGUCCGCUUUCUCUGUAGCGAGGCAGCAAGGCUGGGCAGUCCAGAGAGAGUCCGUGAAGUUUGCUCACUCCUGCAGAGCGGCCAUGUGGACUUGCAAGGAGCCAUCCUGACUUGGACAAUCGAAACGGAGGAGGGAAGAAGCCAAGUGCUUAACCAAGAGCUGCAGCUAAUGCUAUGGAAGAAGCUGAGGGAAGUGCUGAAAGGAAGGAUGGACCCUGUGUUUCUGAAGCUGUAUCUGGAGGCUUUUGUGCAUCUCAACAGCCAUCAGCGUCCGCCUGUUUCCCACAAGCCACUGAGUCCCGCAUGUACAGAGAGCAGUGAAAUCCUGCUAUCGAUGGUGGAAAGCGGUGAGCUCAGUCCAGACCUCCAAGGUCAUGCACUGUGCAUUCUAGCUUUACUCCUGACUGAAAGUUUUGAGGAUUUUACUUUAUUGGAACGGUGGUGUGUUGUCAUAGAAAGAUGCAGCAAGCCCCUUUCUUCAGAAGUGCUCAGGAGGGCUGCGGCAAAGUCACUGCACAUAGCAGGAGCGGGCUUGGUUUGGAGAGCCCAAGAAGAUGCUGACCAGACUCUUUGUGCCAUGGCAGUCCGCCUGAUAGACACAGCCAUUUCCCUGCUCCAAGAUGAGGACCAGGAAGUGCGGCUGGAAGCCUCUAUCUUUGCCAGCCUCGUCGUGCAGCGGCAGGCUCCAUCGGGGGUUCCCUCUCCAGGCAGCUGUGCUUUGCUUCAUAGCAACAAGGGCCUGGUCGAUCUGCUCCAUCUGCUGCUGGAAAAAUUCUGGCACUGCCCAGAAACCUUUGCGUCUUUGGUGCAUCAUCUCCCCACCACCGAUCUCAACGAGGCCUUGACGGAGCUGGAGGACAAGGGGGCCGUGAGCCUGUAUAAAGAAGAUGAGCCAAAUGUUUAUGCAGAGCCAGCUGUCCUUUGCCGAAUGUUGUUUCCUUUCCUCUUCCGGUUGUUCAACCAAGCAGCUGCUUCUCCCAGGCUUUGGGAGUCAUUUCAGUCCUGGCUGAAAGCCACCGGCCCUGGGCUCUUAACCAGCUUACGACACUGCACAGCAUGGUGGAGCCAAGAUGGCAACACUUCCUUGCACCUGAAGGCUCUAGGAUGUCCGAAGGUGCAUGUUGCAGUCACGGCACUGCUUGUCAAGGCAGUCCUUGUGGUCCAUAUGCUGGAGAUGCUAGAAAGGAGACAGCAAGCCAGCACUGAAGAAAUUGACUACAGCUCCCAAGAGCUGAAAGAUGUGGUUUCAGCUGCACAGAAGGUGCUUGUUCAGCAUGGGAUGGUACCAACAGUCAACUUGGAGAUAUGAAUGGGAAGACAGGGAUAUCUUGACUGUGUUUCAGUAAAUCACUGAGAACUUUUCACCGUGAUGGAGAUCACAGAGCUGGGCAACAGGUAGCAUCUCUGUUUGGAGAUAAACGCAUCGCAUCUUCUGGUCUAGACCUACUGCUGUGGGAAGCUGAUACAAAUAUAUACGUAACAUUUGUAACUGGUAUAUAGCAAUUACAAAUGGCAGCAGACCUGGCAACCUAGGGUUGCUUGUGGUUUCACAUUCUACAUUACUUAUUGCAGGUGGUUCUGAACUUUGUUCCAAAUUUCUCCCUGUUUUGUUUUGGAAUUCUGAACGAUGUAGUUUUGUUUCCAAAGUGGAACCUGCAUUAGAAAUUCUCUGCAAUUCCAUUUUUCAUUUCUGAAUUGUGUAGAGUGUGUGUGCAUGGGCAGUUUGCCACAGUUUUUCCAUGCAUAAGAAGAGCCCUGAAAGCCCCUUUUAAAGCCAUUUAUUCCUCUGGCCAUCACUGCAUCCUCCGGCAGCAUAUUCCACAUUUUAAUCACACUGUGUAAAGCAGUGUUUCCUUUUGUCUGUCCUGAACCUACUGCCCAUCAGUUUCAUUGGAUGCUCUCGAGUUCUAGUAUUUUGGGAGAGAGAUUUCUUCAUCUUAUUUGCAUCCCCAACACCGACACCCCUAUUAGCAACUUGCACAAAUACAUUGAUAAAAUCUUUCUAUCUUGAUGUAAGUGUAAUUGCAUCCAGGGGAGUGUCUCAUUGAAAUCACACAUGUCCUCUUUCCUGCAGAUUGAUGAAACAUUACACCCACACAAUCAAGAUAUAGCAUUGUUUUUCUGCUGUUUUAUCAGUGUUUGCAAGGACACAUCUGUAAGAUGCCUCAGCAAAAAAAACUGGAUGCAGUUAAGUGUACAUGUGUGUGGCAUCUUUCCAGUGCAUAGGAGCAGUGAAACACUGCACAAAAAGAAUUUUGAUCUACGUGUACAUCAAGAUUGCAAACAGUCUUUUAUCCGUGCUUAGGGGCACAUGAAGAAAGGAGGGAAAGAUGUGAAUGAGUCGAGAACUGUGGCAAGCUGGACAUGCUUCAGUUUGGAAAUUAACAUUAGCAAUGUUCUCCUGAUUAACCUGGAAUCCAGGGGGAGUAGAAUAAAAAAAAGUUAGAAAACAAAAAGUGAGGAAGGUCAAGAUAAAAGUGAGGAAGCUUUAUAUUUUGUAUUCGGCCCCCUCAACAUGGCGUGUAUUGAUCUGCGAUUUGGGGGAAGGGUUCAGGAGGAGCAUCUACAGGUGAAGACCAGCCUGGUGGAUCCAUCAGGCUGAAAGAAAAGCGUUGAGCAUCUUGUUCAGGAUGAAUUUUAAUCAUGUUGGUUUUAAUCCUUCAGUUUUUUGCUUCAAUUGUACGGAGCUCAUGGAUCAUGCAGGGAGGCAGAACAGAUCGUGGGUUUUCUAAUUUUAAUAAAGUGGUUCCCUCAAA